CAAACACAAGACCUAAUUGUCAGUGUCACGUCAUUGCUUCAAAUUAUUUCAUUGUGUGAAUUUCACUUGCCCGAAAAUGGACUACGUUGAUAUAGAAUCCUUCCGGUCAAAGUACAGCGACUUAACCGUGACCGCCGUGCCCAGUUGCUCUAAGCAGAAUGAUGAGCAGCUCCAGCAAACCACCAUCGAGCAGGAAGCCAAAAUAUCGGACAAAUCGCAGGAGCCGCGAGUAGAGAUUACCAGAAUCCCCGGAGGAAAUGCUUCCACCAACUUACCCGUUAAUCAAAUGAUGACUACGCGCCACAGGACCCAGCAAAGCGCAGCUGCCUUGGCAUAUGCCAGCGAGUACAAGGAGGUGCUGGCCAAACUAGAGUACACCAAAUACAUGCAGGCUCAGCUCCAACGGAUGAUCCUGGCCAAUGGAACAAACACUGGCGGAGGAGCUGCAUUUAAUGGCUGCCUUUUCGGAAUAUUACCCACGGCUUUAGCAGUCGAUGAAAAUGCCAAUAUAGAGGAUAAGUACUCCGAUCUAUUGACUGUCCUGGCCGAAAUUCAGCCCCAUUUGGCGCCUACAACGAUGGGAGUACGAUCCCGCAAGGAUUGCCUGCUGCGGGACAUCGCCAAAGCCAGGGUGAUUGUAAGGGAAUGCCUUUUACUCCUGGAGAGCGAUCAGAAGCCUCAGACCGAGGAAAAUCAGUCCCAAGGCAGCUCCACCAGCGAGUGACGUCACUGAGAGCUGUGACUUAUCCAUCUCUGCAUUGUUAACGACACUUAUGCGAGAGCAGCGGGAAUGUGUGUGCCAUAAUAAUAAAAAGCGAGAACUACAAAAGCAAGCGGAGAGUUCUAGGAACCCUGCUCACAUGAAAA
Molecule: messenger RNA, 867 nt
Organism: Drosophila kikkawai
Lineage: Eukaryota; Metazoa; Arthropoda; Insecta; Diptera; Drosophilidae
Cellular component (GO): nucleus; cytoplasm
Source: RefSeq, a predicted model, not a curated record